Nipponia nippon (crested ibis) is the source of this 964-nucleotide messenger RNA. The record is from RefSeq and is a predicted model, not a curated record. NCBI's taxonomy places the organism in Eukaryota, Metazoa, Chordata, Aves, Pelecaniformes, Threskiornithidae.
AUGACAACCAUUUGCGACCUCCCCGAAGACGUCCUGGUGGAGCUGCUGUCGCUGCUCCCAGCCCAGGAUCUGAUCUGUGCCUGCAGGCUGGUCUGCCGGCAGUGGCGGUACGUGGUGGAUCUGACCACCCUAUGGAAACGCAAGUGCCAGCGUGAGGGGUUUUAUAUUCAGAGUUUGGACAGAAACGUCUCCGACUGGAAGAUCUUCUAUAUGCUCUGCAGCUUGAAGAGAAACUUAAUCAAAAACCCCUGUGCUGAAGAGAACUUUCAGCACUGGAAGCUUGAUAAUAAUGAUGGAGAUAAAUGGAAGAUUGAGAAUCUGCCAGGACCCCAUGGAAAAGACAUGCCAGACUCCAAAGUACACAAAUACUUUGUCACUUCAUAUGGGCCAUGCUUCAAGUCUCAACUCAUUACCCUGCAGAAAGAAGGAUACUGGAAUCAGUUGAUGGAUGAGAAACGGCCUGAAAUUGUAGUCAAGGACUGGUACGCUGCCAGAUUUGACUGUGGAUGUCGCUAUGAACUUACAGUGAGGCUGCUUUCUGAAGACUACAUCGUCCUUGAGGAGUUCCACCCCGAGCCAGUGGUUAUCGAGCAGUGGAACGAUGCAGUGUGGAGAGAGAUUUCUCACACCUUCCAGAAUUACCCAGCUGGAGUUCGUUACAUCUGGUUUCAGCAUGGAGGCCAAGACACCCAGUUCUGGGCAGGAUGGUAUGGGAUCCGAGUGACAAACAGCAGCAUCACCAUUGGGCCCCUGACAUUGUUCUGAAGGCACAAUAUAAAUGUUUGCUUUUAUCUCAGGACUGUAACCAGGUGGUCUCAGGUGCACUUAUUUGUCUGUACUCUCUGGGUGAGUGUCCUGGCUUUGUCUUGCACAGUUGAUCUCAAAUACCAGCAGCCUCGUUCUCCUUGUUCACAGCAGAACUUCUGCAGGCCCAGCCCUUUGGAAGGACUUUUGCCUUCAUCUU